AUGGCCAGGGAGCGCAGGGUAACUUCCUUGCGUCGUUCAAGUUCAUCUAAUCAAUUUUUGUCAGAUAAUUCUGGCAAUAUCUGCAUAAAAAAUUCCAAAGUACUCUUUAUUUACUAUCAAAAUGUUAGAGGCCUUAACACCAAAUUAACUGAUGUAUACAAUUCACUUGCUAGUUGUCACUAUGAUGUAGUUGCUUUUACUGAGACAUUCUUGAGUGAGACUGUUCAAAAUUCUGAAAUCUCCGGUCCUAAUUAUGUUAUUUAUAGAAGUGACCGCAAAUAUUCUUCUCUUGAUUGUGAAAGAGGAGGAGGUGUUCUUCUUGCUGUAGAUUCAAAUUUAAGAUCUCACAAAUAUAAACUUGACAGUUUAAACUUUAGUGCGUUACCAGUAAUUGAUGUAUUGGUUGUAAAAAUUUGCAUGGCUCAUGGUACUCUUAAUGUUAUUGUAGUUUAUGUUCCUCCAGCCCCAAGAGUUAGUGCCGGUGAUGUAGAACUGUUUUUUGAACUUCUUUCCUCAUUAUGUUCAUUACUAGGUAAUAACAUAAUCAUUCUUGGGGACUUCAAUAUACCAAGUUACUCUGCUUAUUUAGUAAAUUCUCAAUUAAAAGAUUCAAAAACUAAUUCACUUCUUUACUUCUUAAAUUUAACUAAUUAUCAUCAAUAUAAUUAUAUUGCAAAUAAUUACGAUAGAUUAUUAGAUCUAGUUUUAUCAGAUAAGCAGUGUGUAAUUGUGAAAGCUAGUGACGUAUUACUUAACGAAGACGCCCAUCACCCGAGUUUAGAAAUUGAAACAAACUGCCUCAAAAAAGCUGAUUUUUAUCAGUUGUACAGCUUACUCCUGAACACAGACUGGUCCUUUAUUACUAGCUGUACUGAUGUAGACAUUGCGUGCUCCUUUUUUUACUCCAAAUUAAACAACAUAUUUGAGUUGUCAGUUCCUAAAAGCAGACGAUUCAAAAAACGUCAGUACCCACCAUGGUUUAAUCGCCACAUUAUUCAAAAACUUAAGCUAAAAUGGAAACUUUGGGCUAUUUAUAAACGUAGUAAUGAUGUUGAAUCCUAUAAUAAAUUCAAAAAUUUAAGAGCUGAGAUUAAAAAUGAGAUCAAACUGUCCCAUAUCGCAUACAUGCAAAACAUCGAAAGCAAUAUUCCUUCUGAUCCGAACCUUUUCUGGCAGUAUAUUAAGAGCUUUAAACAAGAAAAUCUCAUACCGAAUUCGAUGACGUACAACAAUAAAAUUAUAAACGGUCCUAUAAACAUCGUUAAUUCAUUUGCUGACUUUUUUCAGCAAUCUUUUAUCCCAUCUGAUCCCUCUGGUGCAAUUUUCUCCUAUCACUGUACCUCAGUUUUUAGAAAAUUUUUCAGUGAAGAAGAGGUUCUCCACAUUCUGCAAAAGAUGAAAAACAAAAUGACAUCUGGGCCUGACGGCAUCCCGUCUUUUCUAUUAAAGGAUUGUGCAAGCGUCCUCGCUUUUCCAUUAAUGAUUAUCUUUAAUCUUUCGAUUAGUUCUGGAAUAUAUCCUACCCUUUGGAAAGAGUCAUACGUUUUUCCUGUCUUCAAAAAAGGAAACAAAAGCGAAAUAGGAAAUUAUCGACCCAUAACGUUGCUGUGUAACUUUUCUAAAGCAUUUGAAACAUUAUUACAUAAUGCUAUUGUUCAUCAUAUUAAAACAUAUAUUACCCCAUUACAGCAUGGCUUCUUCAGAGAAUCAUUUGAUACUGAAGCCCAGGUUGAUUGUAUUUAUACCGAUUUCUCAAAGGCAUUUGACAGAUUAGACCACUUUAAGCUACUAAAUAAAUUAAGCUCUUUCGGAAUUAAUCUUGUUAGGGCGGCUUCAGCUGCUUGUUCAACGUCGGAUGGGAUUUCGGAAUCACUCAAUCCUGAUGUUUUUAUAAUUAUAGACACAAUUUUAUAA
Molecule: messenger RNA, 1914 nt
Organism: Zophobas morio
Lineage: Eukaryota; Metazoa; Arthropoda; Insecta; Coleoptera; Tenebrionidae
Exons: 5
Coding region: 1-1914 (637 amino acids)
Biological process (GO): larval heart development; cell adhesion involved in heart morphogenesis
Cellular component (GO): extracellular matrix
Molecular function (GO): catalytic activity
Source: RefSeq, a predicted model, not a curated record